Archocentrus centrarchus (flier cichlid) is the source of this 5307-nucleotide messenger RNA. RefSeq names its product RE1-silencing transcription factor (gene rest). Lineage: Eukaryota; Metazoa; Chordata; Actinopteri; Cichliformes; Cichlidae. Gene Ontology annotation, biological process: positive regulation of transcription by RNA polymerase II. The record is from RefSeq and is a predicted model, not a curated record. Bases 172 to 3084 code for a protein of 970 amino acids. Gene Ontology annotation, cellular component: nucleus. The transcript is spliced from 6 exons.
UGCGUCCCUGUGGAGGAAUGUGCGGAAAGUUGUGUCCACUUUCCUCCGUUCGCUGUUCGUCGAAGGGCGAAAAAAACUACGAAGCUGGAAGCAAAAGUCCUGGAAAAGUUGUGUAGAGUCCGGACGUGAGGAGCCGCUUUCCAUCGGUCGAGGUGAAGCGCUGAACUCCACAUGGCCGCUCAGCCCGUGUUCUCACUCGACAUGUUUCCCGUGGGCGUUCCUCUGAUGGAGGAUGGGCAGAAUCUCAGCGACAUGCCCAGGAACACGCUGCCCGCCCCUCAGCUGGUGAUGCUGGCAAACGUGGCGGCGGUGACGGCCGCGGAGGGCGGCGGCGGCUGUGACAGUGAGAAGGAGAUGAUGGAGCUGAAGACGGUGGGAGGCAGCUACUCGGACAGCGAGGACGAGAGCGUGAUCAGGUACGGCUACGAGAACCAGAACCAGAGAGAUGUCUGUAUUGAUAAGUAUCCUGAGACUCUGGGCGCAGACAUCUGCGCCGUGGUUGUUGGAAAUGGCACGGAGGAGAACGAGGGUGAGGAAGACAAAGCCGAAGACUUGUCCUGCCAGCCUCAGCCCCACCCCUCCACCGGCACUAAAACUCCUCCCCGGAGCACCAAACGCAAAGAGGGCUUGCCUGCUGUGACGGAGGGCGCGAAGAAGAAGAAGCCGUUCCACUGCAAACCAUGUCACUUCCAGGCGGAGAACGAGCAGGAGUUCGUGGAUCAUCUGAGCAGCCACAGCAUCAGCAAGAUGAUGGUGGUGAACCGGGUGGAGGGGCGGAGCAAAACCAAAGCCAAGGAGGCAGAAACACCUGAGGCCCCGGCCAGUGGGGAGGCAGAGAGCGGAGGGGAGGUGGCGGCCUCUGCAGAUGACAUCAAAGGGUUGAUCAGGUGUGAGCGCUGCGGCUACAACACCAACCGAUACGACCACUACAUCGCCCACCUGAAGCACCACAACAAAGAGGGUGAAGACCACAGGGUGUUUAAGUGUACUCUGUGCCCAUACACCACCGUCAGUCAGUACCACUGGAGGAAACACCUGAGGAAUCACUUCCCCAGCAAACUGCACACCUGCAGCCAGUGCUCCUACUUCUCUGACCGCAAGAGCAACUACAUCCAACACAUUCGGACUCACACUGGUGUUCGUCCUUUCCAGUGCCCAUACUGCGACUACUCAAGCUCACAGAAGACCCACCUGACCCGACACAUGAGGACUCACUCAGGUGAGCGUCCUUUCAAGUGCGAGAGUUGUACCUACCUGGCGGCCAACCAGCACGAGGUGACCCGACACGCCAGGCAGGUCCACAAUGGCCCCAAACCUCUUUCCUGCCCCUACUGCGAGUACAAGACUGCAGAUCGCAGCAACUACAAGAAGCACGUUGAGCUCCACCUCAACCCUCGUCAGUUCCUGUGCCCCCUCUGCAAGUAUGCUGCCUCCAAGAAAUGCAACCUGCAGUAUCACAUCAAGUCUAGGCACUCUGGCUGCAACGUCGCCCUGGACGUUUCCAAAGUCAAGCUGCGAGUCAAGAAACCAGGUCCAGAGAGUGCAGAAGAAAAGUCUGACUCCGGAACAAAUAAUUUUGAAAAUUCAUCCGGCAUUGAGGAAGACUUGGACAUGGACAAGGGUGACGAAGAGUCGAGUCCCAUCAAUCUGUCAAUCAGAAAGAGCAGUCGGCCCAGCAUUGGCCAGCCGGUACAGACUGAAACACCUGACAAGGUUCAGAAGAAGUCCACCGUCACCUCUGAGAAACUACCAAAGGCGAAGGACAAAGUGGAACCAGAGAAAAAGGCCACAAGACAGAAGAAGGCUGAGAAGCUCACUGAGAGUCCUGUAGAGAACGCAUCUGUUAAAGAAAUCCAGACGGGGACAGCGAGUGUAGAGAACAAGGUGAAGAGACGAGUCAAGAAGCUUCCAGCAGAGAAAGUAGCAGUCCAGGACCAAGCAGAAGCACCCAUACCCCAGAAAGACCCACCAGAGAUGGAGAAAUCUGACCAACACAGACCAGAGGAAGCAAGAUCAGCCAGGCAGAAGUCAGACAAGGAGGAACAAAAGGUGAUGCCUGAGAAAGAGAGAGAAAAUAAGAAGAAGGACAACAAAAAUGGCAACAAGGCCAGAAGGUCUGGCUCAAAGAAGUCUGAGAAGACAGCAGAACAUGUCAGAGAAGCUCCACAGAAACCCAAGCCUACAGAGAAAGCUCAGAAGGAAAAGGUGGUCAAGGAAAAGGCCUUAAAGAGGAAAGCGGGGGAGGCUUUAGACCUUUCCAGCAAGCCCUGUACUCCAUCCAAGAAGAGGAGAUUGAAAGCCUCAGCUGUGGAGGAGCUUCAGUGUAAACCUGCCUCAGAAGACACCAGAAAGGUAACAGAGUCCAGUCUGACAGCACACAAGUCCAACAGGGCAACACCUGCAAAGCAGAAGAAGACCAGGAGCUCCAACAAGAAAGCCACCAUCCCUCAGCCUGCUGCAGAUCCAGCAGAGGAUGGACCAUCCUCAAUCAUCAGUCCGUCCUCAGAGGCUCCUGAAGUUUCUUCUCAUCUGGACAACUUGAAGGAAGCCACUCACAGCAACCUGACAGAGCACAGCCCUGCAAAGACAAACACCUCUGCAAGUACACCUGCUCCACCAGAGCCAGAAAAGAGUCUGAACAAACCCUCAGAGGAGACAGAUGUUUCACCUGGCUGCAGCUCCAGUGAGGCCACGCCUUCUCCUGCUGAAGACCGGCCUGCGCCAACAUUCCUAAAACCGAAGUCACCGCCUUCUCUGGUGCUCCCAGGGCAGCGAAGCAAACCUGCCGACCCCGAGGACGACGAGGGCAUUCACAGCAGCCACGAGGGGGGAAGUGACAUCAGCGACAGCGCCUCUGAAGGCAGCGACGACUCUGGCCUCAAUGGUAACGGCGCCGGGUUGACUAAGAUGGCUAAUGACCCGGAGACACCCACCGAUGAGAUCCCGACACCGACGGAGCUCAAGAGUCACACGUGCAUCUUCUGCGACCGCACGUUCCCCCUGGAGGUGGAGUACCGGCGCCACCUGAACCGCCACCUGGUCAAUGUCUACUACAUGGACAGCAGUGCCACAGCCCAGAAAUGAGCAGCUGUGUCCAGCACAUUGUGCGUCGUUGUCACCCGUCUCUGCUUAUAAGUACAAACACUCCAGCUGCAUGAAAUAAGACUUCACGAACACAUCAGCACAACAAAGGUCUCAGCAUUCGGGGUCCGAGCAUCGACUCUUCGCCUCACUGAGGGUGAAUCCAUCAACAGCCGCUGAUUCUGUAUCACCAGAUUUGGUCUUGCUUGUGCUCAGUUUCCAAAGCUUUGAUUGGCUGAUCUGAAAGCCUCCCAGGACUGUGACCGAUGUGGACUCCUGGAAGAGGCCUCGGGGGCCUGAGUUCAGGUGCUCGGACCCUGUUGUGCUUCAGCCUGUCUGUAGGGUCAGUUUGUGUAAAUGCGCUCUUCUCUCUUCAGAUCGUGCAACCUGAACUCUGCUGUAGGAGAUGCAACGAAUUUUAACAUAUCAAUUUUCGUGACCACCACAGAACAUCUGGAGACCUCACUUGUUUCCCAUUUUGAAGUCCAUCAGUUUCCUAAAGUCUCCAUGUAAAAAAAAAAAAAAAUUUUUCUAUUGUAAAGUGGAUUUUUUUCCCCAUUUUUUAAAAACAUUUAGUGCCUUUGACAAUCAGCUGUUGAAAUGAUGCUUUGAUGUUUUUAUAUUUGUCGUCUGAAGGUUAAAAGUGUUUCUGUGCGUUCAGACCAAACAUGAAGCAAAGUCUCUGCAGUGACCGUCUGCUGGAAGAUCUCAGCUGAUUUAUGUAGAAGACGGCUUGAAGCAGAUCUGUUCACCUCCAUCUUUGCUGCACUUAAUCUUCACUUCGCGUUUGGUCUAAACGCUGUUUCACUGUGGAGCUUUUGGGCCACUUUAUGGAAAAAAAAUGAAACAAUAUUUUGUGUUUCCAAAAACAAAAAAAUGAAGCUGAAGCAUUGAGCAGGCUUCAGUCCACACAGUAUACCUACUAAAGCCAUUGGUGCCAUCCAGCUUCAGUUUAUCCUGAGAGCCCAUUUGCCACAAAAGGUUAGCACCUGAGCGCCACACCUUCAGGAUCAAACACCGAUGAAGUGUCUUCCUGUUUCCUGUGGUGCCCCCUCAGUGUUUCAGGCAGAUGGAACCACUGAUAUCUGUGCAUUAGCAGCUAAUGCGGCUAAUGCUCCUCCUCCACAUGAAUUUUUUUCCUUGAUGUGGCCCUGAUACCACUGUGUGCCAUUUUUGUCUUGUGUUUUGGAAAAUGGUCAAACAGAACAGUGCUGCAGAUGUUUGCAGAUGUUUUAGAGGAAAGCUGCUUCUUUGAGAUGUGAUUGGUUAAAGGCGUGGUCAUUACCCCGGCUGUUGUAAAACAUUCAAUUCCAUUAAUGGUUAAUAGUUUCAGUGCAAUAUUCCUGUCAGUGGAAACGCCAAAGUGUUUUCUUUCCAACUGCACGGAUCUCCACCUGAGGACCAUCAUCAUCAUCAUCAGCGGCUCAUUUUUAUCAGAUAAAAUCAGCAUCGAGUUGCUGUCAUUGAAGGUUUCUCUAAGCAGCAGCUUGUGUAGUUUGUGUUGCUGCAACGUAACGAUGAGGCUGGUGUUAUUUUAUCUUUUCUGUAAUCAGAGGUUUUCAGUCCCCCUCAUCGAGGGACAAAUCUGCCCAAACGUAACGUUCUUACCUUUUCACUAAGCCGAACUGCGCUGUGACAGCGGAAAAUCGUUUUCUUUAAAAAAGGAAAUUAAAAUGAUCGGACUGCUUACAGACGGCUGCCUGUUGACACUACGUUUACUUCAGCCCAAAAAUCCGUCCAGCAGAUCCUGAAGAAGCUGCUCCUGCUCGCUCGCUCAGGAAUCAGAAGGUUUUCUCACCUCUGCAGACUUCAUAUUUCACUUUAUGUUUUGAAGCAUCAACUUCAGCAUUUUGGCCACCACCACGUUGGUCUUUAGAAGCCAGGUGAAGGUGGGGGUUUCAGCCGAUCUGCCGUUUUCAGCACUUCGUUUUUCCGGCCCUGAAGCUCGCCGGUUUCUGCUUCACGCUCGCAGGUGUGCAGCUAAAUAUGAGCGUAACUGAUGACACAGAGCAGAUAAAAUAACACCACCUUUAUGGUUGUAGAAGUUUUGCAGUCUAACAGGAUGAAAUGUGUUUUUUCUGUCAGGUUUAGAUCAAAUAGAAAUGUUUGAUGUUACUGUGUGCAGGUAGAGGGCGCUCUUCAGCUAAAAACUAACCGAUUUAAAUAAGCUUUAAUCUGUAACGUACUUUCUUCUGCUUUUUUGUAAAUAAAGGUUUCCAAACACUA